AUGACACUGGGGCAGAACCACACCACAGUGAUGAGGUUCAUUCUGCUGGGCCUCACAGACCAGGCAGACCAGAAACAACUCCUCUUCGCCGUCUUCCUGCUGAUCUACUCCAUGACUCUGGUGGGAAACCUAGGCAUGAUAGAUCUGAUCCACACCAGCUCCGCCCUCCACACCCCCAUGUACUUCCUCCUGAGUGCACUCUCCUUCCUUGAUGUCUGCAAUUCCUCCGUGUUCACCCCCCGGCUACUGAUCAGCUUUCUCUCCACUGACCAGUCCAUCUCCUUUGCAGGUUGCGUGGCCCAGAUGGUUCUCAUGUGUAUCCAUGGCACAGGAGAGUGUCUACUCCUGGCCAUCAUGGCCUAUGACCGAUAUGUGGCCAUCUGCCAUCCUCUCCUCUACCACACCAUCAUGUCCAAGCGCUUGUGUGUACAACUGGUGGUGGUCACCUAUGCUGCGGGUAUGUUCAUUUCAGCUGUACAGACAGGGAAUGCCUUCAGAUUGCCUUUCUGUGGCCCCAACACCAUUGAUCACUACUUCUGUGACAUCCCCCCUGUGCUCCAAUUGGCCUUCAUCUUGGUCUCUUAUGCCUACAUCCUGGUCACAAUCUGCAGGAUGAGGUCCCUAGAAGCCCAGCACAAGGCCUUCUCCACCUGUGCCUCCCACCUCACUGCCCUCUUCCUCUUCUAUGGAUCUGUGUUCCUUGUGUACGUCCAACCCAACCCUGAAAGUGCCUCAGCCUAUAACAAGAUCCUCUCUGUGUUCUACACCAUUGUGAUCCCCAUGCUGAAUCCCCUGGUCUAUAGCCUAAGGAAUAAAGAUGUCAAGGCUGCUGUACAAGGCAAGAUUGAGAAAAGCGCCAAGGUACGACUGGCCCCUCUGCCAAUGGAAGGGCAGUAUUGGGGAUGUGGUCACCAAUGUAACAGUAUGCGACAGUAUGCCAGUUCCAAGCCUAGCCUUCCAGAGGACUGGCAGCUUCUACCUCCUUUAUCUCGGAAGCCUACUCUGAGACCACCAUGCUGUGAAGCAGCCCCAACUCUCAUGUGGAAAGGCCAGGUGGAGAAGCACUGA
Choloepus didactylus (southern two-toed sloth) is the source of this 1068-nucleotide messenger RNA. RefSeq names its product olfactory receptor 1009-like. Gene Ontology annotation, molecular function: G protein-coupled receptor activity; odorant binding; olfactory receptor activity. The record is from RefSeq and is a predicted model, not a curated record. Gene Ontology annotation, cellular component: membrane. Lineage: Eukaryota; Metazoa; Chordata; Mammalia; Pilosa; Megalonychidae. Gene Ontology annotation, biological process: G protein-coupled receptor signaling pathway; sensory perception of smell. The coding region runs from base 1 to 1068 and encodes 355 amino acids. The transcript is spliced from 4 exons.